Octodon degus (degu) is the source of this 408-nucleotide messenger RNA. It is a transcript of the gene Insl5, whose product is annotated as insulin like 5. The record is from RefSeq and is a predicted model, not a curated record. Gene Ontology annotation, cellular component: extracellular region. Gene Ontology annotation, molecular function: hormone activity. Bases 1 to 408 code for a protein of 135 amino acids. The transcript has 2 exons. Lineage: Eukaryota; Metazoa; Chordata; Mammalia; Rodentia; Octodontidae. Gene Ontology annotation, biological process: positive regulation of feeding behavior.
AUGAAGGGCUCGGCGCUCACCCCGCUUCUACUCUGUGUCCUGUUUGCCACCUCGGAAGUGAGGAGCAAGGACACCGUGAGGCUCUGUGGCCUGGACUACGUCAGGACAGUCGUCUACAUCUGCGCCACCGCCCGCUGGCGAAGGCAGGCAGAGGGGACCCCUCCGGACCUGCGAGCUGAGAAAAAAAACUACAUCCAGCUUCGAAAUAGACACGAGGCUUCCGAGGACAGCCUAGCGCGCAACCUUGCUGAGGUGGAUUUCUCAGGAGAAGAGCUUGUUCGGGACAGGCAGACGUCUGAGGGGGCGCCGCGGGGGACAGAGAAGCACGUGGUGGUGUCGAGACGGGACCUGCAGACGGUGUGCUGCACCGAGGGCUGCUCCAUGGCUGAGCUGAGCGCGCUCUGUUAG